AGUACAUCGAACACAACCAUUGAGUUUCAAAAGAAAGUUGUUUAAACUACACAGAUAAAGCAUCAUGUCCUACACCGCCAACAGCAUACCUGUCAGAGGCCCAUCUGCUCCUACUGAGUAUGAGCUCAUCGACCUGGACCCUCAUUUCAACAGAGUCGUUGGUUACUUUAGAACUUCCGACUAUGGUGUUUGGGCUGCAUCUACUGCUGGUUUCCCAUUAGCACUUGCUGCCAUGGAAAGACUUGAAUCCAGUGCCGGUCCAUACAAGGCUCCAAACAAGAUUCCAGGUGGUGCUUUGAGAGUUGCCACCUUCUUGGGUCUUUCUGGUGGUUUCCUUUUAGCUUACAUUAGAUCUUCUCAAAGAUUCCUUGGAUGGAAGGAAAACGCUAGAGAAGUUAAGUUGGACAGAUAUGAAAUCAAGAAGAGCUUGUCAGAAGGUAAGCUUCCAUACCACGAAAAUGAAUCUCUUUUGGAUGACAGAUUGAAGGAUGUAGCCAACAGAAACUCUCAAAACUCUGUUGCUAUUGCUGCCAUCAUACCAUGGUUCAACUUUGUUCAUCACCCUUACCACGGAAUCAACAUUCAAAAGUACUACGAAACCAGACCAGGUGAAGAAGAUUGGGGAUUCGGAAAGUUGACCCCAUAUGAAGAAAUUAAGGCCAAAUACGCUAAGCACAUAGAAUAAGUGUUGAGAUAAUCACACUGGAAUCAAGGAUGGUUAAAGAAGAAGAAGAGUUAAAAAGAAAGUCAGAUAAUGUUUACCUGUCCUGAUCCACGCUACAUUUGCAUUUUGCAAACAACCCCUCCAUAGUGUACAAUAGAGACCUCUCUGGAUUUUAAAUUAGUGAUCUCCCACCUUUUUUUUUAUUGGAAGAAGCUAAUUUGAAAAAGAACUCCCCCCCAACGCAUAAAUACAUGAUAUUAAGAAAAA
This is a messenger RNA of [Candida] anglica, 931 nucleotides long. Lineage: Eukaryota; Fungi; Ascomycota; Pichiomycetes; Serinales; Debaryomycetaceae. The record is from the annotation of a GenBank genome assembly.